UCCUGUCCUUUUUGUAUUUUAUUUAUACUUUAAGUAGCUUUUUGUUCAAGUAAGAGUUGUUCCCUGAUUUUAUAAUAAAUGUUGUUUUUAUUUAUUUUAUUUUAUUUUAAAAUAAGCAGUGUUGCACGUAAUCAAGAGAGCAUUGAUUUUGUUCUUCCAAUUUUAGCCUUGUUUAAAUACGAGAGUUUUACAAAAUCAAGAAACUACUAAAAAGUUACUAUAUUUUUUUCAAGGCAUUUAUUUUAUGAGUGGGUACUAACUAAAAACACUACGAAAAGGAGGGAGUCCUUGCUUGAGUUUUUUUUUUUUUUUGCUUCAUAAUUUGAAAUUUCGUUAAUUUGAGGAUUCCUCUGUUCUUUUUUUUUUUUUUUUCAAGCAUGAAAAAUUAAUAUCUUCCUUGAUCUUGGUUGAUGUUGAGACACAGUAGCAUCAAUUAUUUUUAGCAUUAAUCAUGGUAAGUCAACGUCUCAUCAAAAAUACAGAAAGAGAGGUUUCUUUUUGUUUGAAAAUAUCAGUACAACAACAACAAUAAACCAGACACUCCUACCAAGAAGCAGCUAGCAUAGCAAGACAGAAAACAUGGAAGAACAACUAUUAAGUACUAAAGGAAACAAAUUCCCUGUUGGCACCUCAGCAACUGUUUUUCUAAGCACUUUUGUUGUUACAUGUGGUUCCUUGUCUUAUGGAUUUGCUGUUGGCUACUCUUCUCCUGCCCAGUCAGGUAUCAUGGCUGACCUUGGAUUGUCCAUUGCAGAUUAUUCAACAUUUGGAGCUAUUCUGACACUUGGUGGAACUGUAGGUGCCUUGGCGAGUGGCACUAUUGCAGAUAUGUUUGGGCGGAGAGUAGCAAUGUGGUUCCUGGAUCUAUGUUCCAUCCUGGGAUGGCUAUCUAUAAUCUUUGCAACGAGUGUUUGGUGGCUUGAUAUCGGAAGAUUUCUAAUGGGAAUCGGAGCUGGAGCUCUCUUUUAUGUGGCUCCUAUAUACAUUGCAGAAAUAUCGCCAAAAAGUAUUCGAGGUGGAUGCACAGCUGCAUUUGCGUUCAUGGUAUAUUUUGGCUUUUCAGUGAUGUUUCUAAUUGGGAAUAUCCUCACUUGGCGCACCUUGGCUAUAGUAGGAAUUAUCCCCUCUUUGGUGCAGUUUCUAGGCCUAUUCUUCAUACCAGAGUCCCCAAGAUGGCUGGCCAAAAUUGGUCGUGACAAACAAGUAGAAGCAUCUCUACAAUAUCUGAGAGGAAGAAAUGUUGACAUUUCUUUAGAAACAGCUGAAAUUAAGGACAAUGUGGAGUCACUUCAGCAGCUCUCAGGAUCAAGAUAUCUGGAUAUGUUCAACCGUAGAUAUGCUCAUUCACUCAUUGUAGGAUUUGGAGUAAUGAUUCUGGUGCAGUCUGGAGGAACUGAUGCAAUUUCAUCUUUCGCUAGUUCCAUUUUCGAAAAAGCUGGUUGCUCGGCCAGUUUUGCAACUACAACAAUGGGAUUAAUCCAGCUUCCUUUUGCUGCUAUGGGCAUAUUCUUACUGGAUGCUACUGGAAGACGGCCAGUUCUGAUGGUCGCUUCUGCUGGGACUUGCUUCGGAAACUUUCUUGUAGGUGUAGGCUUUCUGUGUAAGGAGUAUGAUCAAAUGAGUCAGUUUGCUGCCACAUUGGUGGAAACCGGCAUACUGGUAUUCAGUGUAUUUUACUCAAUGGGUGUGGGUGGUGCAGCUAUAACGAUUGUUUCAGAGAUAUUUCCUAUGAACAUUAAAGGAUCAGCUGGAAGUCUUGCAAUUGUAUGCAACUGGUUUACUUCUUGGAUUGUCACCUAUGCUUUUAACUUCUUGUUUGAAUGGAGCCCUUCAGGUGUGUUCUUCAUGUUCACAUGUUUUUCCGGGUUGAUGAUCCCAUUUGUUGCAAAGAUAGUGCCAGAGACAAAAGGUCGGACACUUGAGGAAAUUCAGGCAUCCAUGACACUGCUAAACUGAUGUUGAUUAUC
This is a messenger RNA of Lycium barbarum (goji berry), 1967 nucleotides long. Its product is annotated as sugar transporter ERD6-like 5. The transcript has 19 exons. Bases 580 to 1956 code for a protein of 458 amino acids. Gene Ontology annotation, molecular function: sugar transmembrane transporter activity. Lineage: Eukaryota; Viridiplantae; Streptophyta; Magnoliopsida; Solanales; Solanaceae. Gene Ontology annotation, cellular component: membrane. Gene Ontology annotation, biological process: transmembrane transport; carbohydrate transport. The record is from RefSeq and is a predicted model, not a curated record.